AUGACAACAACAGCAUCUGAAUUUUCAGAUUCAUUACUUGCCGAUUUUACAAAAUUGCUAGUAGACGCUAACGACUACGAUGUAUUGAUUAAAGUAGGUGGUGGUCAUGGCGAAUCAACAAGCAACAGCAACAGCAACAGCAAUGCUGUUUGUAGAAUAUCACUUGAAAAACUAGACCCGAUAUUUACUUUGGACAUAUUAACGGCUGCAAAUGAAUUGAUAUUACAAGAACUUGAGGCUUCUGUGAUCAGUUUUUUUACAAGACAUCAUGUCAACUGGAUUAAAAGUCAUCCAUUACAAUUGCUAUUCCACACAGUAUUCAAACUAGAGUCAUGUCAUAAAAUUCAACAAUUAUGCCUCGACAACAUUUGUAAUGAUCCUGAUAUAGUUUUCAACUCUUCAAUCUCCAAAUCAAUCAACGAAUCAAUCCUUCUCCAAUUACUUAAACGUGAUGAUUUGAGAAUGAAUGAAAUCAAGCUGUUGGAUUAUUUGAUUCAAUGGGGUGUAACCAACCUUGACAUUAAUUGUAAUGAUGGUAAUGUUGUUGACAGUGUUUCAAAUUGGACACAGAAUGAAUUUGAUGCAUUGGAUUCUAUUUUGAAAAAUUGUAUCGGUAAUAUUAGAUUUGAAAAUAUUAAUCACAACAAGCAACAAAUUUAUCGUAGAUCGCCAUCUCACAAGUUCAAAUUAUUAUUACGUGGCAGUCGAGAUGACUUUACGGCAAAAACAUUUCACAACUUGUGUGAUAAUAAAGGAGCAACGGUUGUAGUGAUGAAAGAUUCUAUCACAGGUGAAAUCAUUGGUGGAUAUAAUCCUGUUGGCUGGACAGGUGGAUUUUAUGGUAAUUGGAUUAUGACUGACAAGAGUUUUAUUUUUAAACUAGCGUCAUCGUCGUCAUCAAUAUCAACAUCAGGAACAACAACAAAUAGGGUGCAAAAUUUACUAGCACAAGAAAAUAAUAAUAAUCCUAAAAUUAGUAGAAUCAUACCAAAAAAUUCUAAAAUGGCUAUAUUUUGUGCUGAUAUUAGGGGUCCAUGCUUUGGUGGCAAUGAUUUGUGUAUGUCAAAUAUGAACAAUUUAAAUAAAGAUUGCACUAGUAACCUUACUUAUUAUGACUCUGAUGUCAUUAAAUCAAACAAAUUUGAUGUGCUAGAUUAUGAAGUUUUCCAGGUUGUCAGGAAGAAAGAAAUUACAAAACUGAUAAAUGGUUGA
Entrophospora candida is the source of this 1212-nucleotide messenger RNA. Lineage: Eukaryota; Fungi; Glomeromycota; Glomeromycetes; Entrophosporales; Entrophosporaceae. The record is from the annotation of a GenBank genome assembly.